This is a messenger RNA of Argentina anserina (silverweed cinquefoil), 1152 nucleotides long. Its product is annotated as GDSL esterase/lipase At5g45920. The coding region runs from base 162 to 887 and encodes 241 amino acids. The record is from RefSeq and is a predicted model, not a curated record. Gene Ontology annotation, molecular function: hydrolase activity, acting on ester bonds. The transcript has 5 exons. Lineage: Eukaryota; Viridiplantae; Streptophyta; Magnoliopsida; Rosales; Rosaceae.
UUAGGUUUGGUUCGGCCGGUGUAAUCUUUCAUUAUUCAAUUGAAAUGCGACCAGAACAGUCUUGUAUAUAAAUACCGCCCUCGUUUCCAUUCACCUGUAUAUUUGCAUGCCACGUGAAAACUUCGAGAGAACGAGAGAGAAGUAGUUCGUUCUUGAAAGACAUGAGGCCCAAGGUUUACCUGUUUGGUGAUUCGAUCACGGAGGAGUCGUUCGGCGACGGUGGCUGGGGUGCUUCUCUUGCCCGCCAUUUCUCUCGCACGGUUGAUGUGGUGGUGAGAGGUUACAGUGGGUACAACACGCGGUGGGCUGUCAAGGUUCUGGAGAGGGUUUUUCCGGGAUGUCAAGACGGCUGCGGUGAAGCGGCGCCGCCGCUAGCUGUCACCGUCUUCUUCGGCGCGAAUGACGCUUGCCUUCCCGAUAGAUGCUCUGGUUUUCAGCACGUGCCGCUUGAAGAGUACAAGCACAACCUCCGUUCCAUUGUCUCCUUCCUCAAGAAGCAAUGGCCAACUACUCGCAUUAUUCUCAUCACACCUCCUCCAAUCGAUGAAGAAGGACGCCUUGAAUUUCCCUAUAUUGAGAAUCCAUUAAAUCAGCCCGAGAGGACAAAUGAAGCUGCUGGUGCUUUUGCAAAGGCUUGUGUUUCUGUAGCACGAGAAAGUGGUCUUCCAGUAAUAGAUCUCUGGACUAAAAUGCAGCAGUUUCCUGACUGGCAGAAAGCUAAUCUAAGGGAUGGUUUGCACCUUACUCCACGGGGAAACAGACGCGUUUUUGAGGAAGUGGUUGCGAAGCUGAGGGAUGAAGGAUUGAGUCUAGAAAGUUUGCCAGUUGAUCUCCCGCUUAUCUCUGAUAUUGAUCCUAAUGACCCUUUAAAGGCAUUCCACCAGUGAGAGACCGAGACGAGACUGAAAAAACUGGUGUCAAAUCAUGGACAAGAAUUGGGUUUAUUUUGCUAGUAUACAAGCUUUGAAAAAAACUGUGAAAAACAAAUUGGUUAGACACCACAUCAUGUUGAUCUGUGGUAUUGUUUAGGGUGAGGCUCUCUUUCAUUUUGCUAACAUAUAUGCCUUCGUACAAGUCUGGUCCAUUAUUAUGAACAGAAUUGUGUUUGUAUGAUUAAGGUUAAAGUUCUGGUAUAACUUUUGUGACAUUGAA